AUGGAUCCAAAUACUACUACAAGUACUGCAAGUCACCAGCAUCAACAAGAGCAGGAGCUUUUACUGGACUAUACAGUACCCAACCCCCCUGUAUCCACCCAACAAUCCAAUGCCGUAAUCUCCGAACAACAACAACAGCAACAAAAAGACCAGCAAAACAAAAAUCAAAAUGAAGAUGAACAACAGCAGCAGCAACAGCAACAGCAGCAACAGCAGCAACAACAACACUCUACUUCGUCUUCAGCAUCUACGCCCACUGCUACGCCAAAAAGGGAAAGCUUGGAAAUCUCACCACCAAUGCCUCGGACAUUAUGGAUGGGCGAUUUGGACUCGUGGUUGGACGAAGAACAAAUCACGCAGCUUUGGUGGAACAUUUUACAAAAGAAAGUUAUGGUAAAGUUGAUCAGACCAAAAACCAUAAAGAUAGAUGCCAAUUACAAAGGAAUGACCAAUUCGGGAUAUUGUUUUGUUGAGUUUGAAACUUUUGAAGACGCGCAACAAGCUUUGAGUUUGAAUGGCCAAUUGUUACCCGAUGUUGCCAUGCCCUCACAACAACAAUUUCCCAACAAUCCAGAUAACCAAAAGAAAUACUUUCGCCUCAAUUGGGCUAGUGGAGCCACAUUGAGUGCGCCGAUUGUGCAAUUGCCUGAAUACUCAUUGUUUGUUGGUGAUUUGUCUGCCUCGACUACCGAGGCACAUUUGUUGGCGUUCUUUCAAAAGCAAUUUCCCGACUCUAUAAAAACCGUGAGGGUCAUGACAGACCCCAUUUCAGGAAAAUCUAGAUGUUUUGGAUUUGUUCGGUUUACGGAUGAGCUGGAGAGACAAAGGGCAUUGGACGAAAUGAAUGGUGCGUGGUUUGCUGGUCGUCCACUAAGAGUUGCUUUGGCAACACCAAGAAGCAACAACUUCAACCGAAGAUUCAAUCAUAACAAUAAUAACAAUAACAACAACAACAACAAUAACAUUCACAUCAACGGUAUUAAUCAUAAUGACAAUUAUCAAAACAUUGGUUUAGGGCCCGGUCCUUUUUUGCAAAGACCGCCGAAUCAGCUCCGAACUCCUCUGUCUGGACACCUCCCACCAGAGAUGAUGUUUGUGCCUCCUCCGCCUAUGGGCCCCCCAAUAGUCCCGCCUUCUAUGGGCGCAAUUGGUGCAGUUGGACCACCUCAUGGUGCUGGACAGCACCCACCAGCUACUGCACUAGGACCACCUCCUCCCUCACUGCAGCAGCAGCAGCAGCAACAACAACAACAGUCGCAACAGUCACAGCAGUCGCAAGCUCCAAUCAGUGGAAGUCCUAUAUUCGGCUAUUAUCAGCAGCCAGGUAUUUACCACUCGCCAAACCUGUCGUUACUGCAAGAUAUUCCAGAUUCUGGAUACCCCAACUAUUUUUCUCCUGAGUACCAACAACAACAACAACAACAACAGCAACAACAACCACAGCAGCCUAUUUAUUCACAGUUGCAACGACAUCCUUCUUUCACACCACAGAUGCACCACCACCAUCACCAACAACAACAAUCGCAACAACAAAACUCACAAUUUUCUGAUACUAGCAACACUACAGUAUUUGUUGGUGGUCUUUCUUCAGAAGUUACAGAGGCUACUUUAUUUACUCUUUUUAAACCAUUUGGUACCAUUUUGCAAAUCAAAAUUCCACCAGGCAAAAACUGUGGAUUUGUAAAGUAUGCUACUAGGGAAGAAGCCGAAGAGACGAUAUCAGCAAUGCAGGGUUUUAUCAUUGGCGGUAAUAGGGUUAGAUUGAGUUGGGGAAGAGUCUCAAUGAAUAAUCGAAGAUACAAUCAUCGUCAGGGUCACGGUCAGCAUCAAAGCCAACAACAGCAACAGCAACAACAGCAAGCUGCCCAGAUGCAAAUUGCAGCUGCGAUAUCAAUGGGAAUGGAUCCAGCAAGCGCUAUAGCUGCCGUCAAUGCUAAUGCUGCUGCUGCUGCCGCUGCUGCUGCAGGUGGAUAUCCUGGUACAAUACCACCACCUCGCCAACAUAGUCAGCAUCAGAUUCCAUUGGGGAACCUGCUUUCCGGAAUACCACCGCCACCGCCACUGCUGCUGCAACAGCAACAACAACAACAAAUGGGAAUUCCUUUUGGUAGCAACGGUGGUAAUCCUUAUAAUCUAUAUCCGGAUUACCAAGAAUACUACCAGCUGAACAUGACCCAUUUCCGCACACCAUCAGCAGAUGAGUUGGAUUCUACAGAUACUACUGGUUUAUUGGGAAUUUCCACCACCAAUGAUAGAGGCGAUAGUGAGUAUAAUAAUGGAAAUGGAAACAUCGAAGAAAGUAGAGGCCUGCUGUUUAAUACUACUCCAUUGAAGAGUUCAUUUGACCCUUCUGUAGCUUAUUUGUCUAAAGGGAAAGAAAAUAGCAAGAAUGAUAAGGAAGAUGAGAGGGAAUAUCCUAAUGAUGGAGAUGAUGAUGAAGAUGCUGGUGAUGUUGGUGAAGGGGAUGCUCCGGAGGAUGAGUUGGUAAAGAAAAUGAAAGAGGUAGGUAUAAAUGAAGCCGACAGAGGUGAACAUGACAAAAAUGGAAAAGAGGAAACUAGCAAGAGCAGUAAAGGAUGA
Molecule: messenger RNA, 2580 nt
Organism: Lodderomyces elongisporus
Lineage: Eukaryota; Fungi; Ascomycota; Pichiomycetes; Serinales; Debaryomycetaceae
Gene: NGR1
Exons: 1
Coding region: 1-2580 (859 amino acids)
Molecular function (GO): mRNA binding
Source: RefSeq, a predicted model, not a curated record